Molecule: messenger RNA, 2685 nt
Organism: Aaosphaeria arxii CBS 175.79
Lineage: Eukaryota; Fungi; Ascomycota; Dothideomycetes; Pleosporales
Product: GCS-domain-containing protein
Exons: 7
Coding region: 418-2445 (675 amino acids)
Biological process (GO): glutathione biosynthetic process
Cellular component (GO): glutamate-cysteine ligase complex
Molecular function (GO): glutamate-cysteine ligase activity
Source: RefSeq, a predicted model, not a curated record
AUCUACCCAAAGGAAGAUCUUGACUACCUAACAUACACUCACUGAGCGAAAAUACUACGUCUCUCCUUGGCAGACGCUUUCCUCCUCUGCUUUUCUUUUCAACCAUAGAGUCUACUGUCUCUAUCUAGCUGGAGAUUGUCGUGGUGGAGAGUGAGAUCUGCCCGCCGAGCGUGACUGAGACUACUUCAAGACCAUCACUUACCCCGCUAAGUUUAGACGAUUUAAUCUGCUGCUGUGUACCCCGAGCCUUUCACCACACGACAGCCACUCGCGCUUAGAAAACCCUAAACGGCCACUCACGCGUCCUCUGUAUCGCUCGUGUCUCCCUUCUUUUCAUUUCUCGAGGGCUUUUGAGGGUUUCUUGCUUGCUGCUGCUGCUCCUGCCUGCGCCUGCACGACCGAGACCUGUCUGGGGGAAUGGGCCUGCUUGCCAUUGGAACUCCCCUGGAGUGGCCAGAAGCCAAAAAGGUCGCGGGCCAUGUCCGAUCCUGGGGUAUAGAACAAUUGCUUGCCAUCUGGCGAAACGCAAGGGGUAAGGAGCGUGAUGCUCUUCUCUGGGGUGAUGAGGUCGAAUAUCUAGUCGUAGCCUACGAUGACGAACAUCGCAAGGUCCGACUCUCGCUUCGGCAAGCAGACAUCCUAGCGGCUUUGGCUUCCGAUGAGAAACUGCUAAGCCAGGGAGGUGGUGUGCCAGACGUCGAGAGGGGUCCGGUCCACGAGAAUCAGACUACCGCCCCAGUCUUCCAUCCCGAGUUCGGGCGCUUCAUGCUUGAAGCUACGCCCGGAAAGCCAUGGGGAAUCGGCUUCAAAGAUCUUCUAGAUGUGGAGCCGAAUAUGAAGUGGCGACGAAAGAUCGCAAAAGAGCAUAUGGCAUCUGAAGAGUAUCCCAUCACACUGACUACAUUCCCACGGUUGGGCUCACCGGACUGCACUGUACCUUCAUACGAGGUUGCUGGACCCAAGCUUCGGUCUCAUUAUGUCCCUGACGAGAUUGCUAAUCCCCACAUUCGCUUCCCAACUCUAGCUGCCAACAUCCGCUCCCGUCGAGGCAGGAAGGUCGAAAUCAAUGUGCCCGUUUUCAAGGAUGAAAAGACCCAAUGGCCAUGGAAGGAUCCAACAGUGAAUUACGACCUACACCGCUGGCCUGAAGAUGACGAUGUCCGCAAUGGAGCUGCUAAAGCUAACUUCAUCUACAUGGAUGCUAUGGCUUUCGGCAUGGGUAGCUGCUGUCUUCAGAUUACCUUCCAGGCAAAGAAUAUCGAGGAGGGACGUAAGAUGUAUGACCAGCUGAGCCCUCUUGGUCCCAUUUUGCUUGCCUUGACUGCGGCAACUCCGGUCUACAAGGGUUUCCUCGCCGACACCGACGUCCGUUGGAACCAGAUUGGAAAUGCAGUCGAUGACCGCACCCCGGAGGAGCUUGGAGAGAAGCCUCUGAAAAAUGACCGGUGGCGGCUGCCGAAAUCCCGUUACGCCUCAAAUUCGACAUAUAUUUCGCAGGACUCGCGCCUUCGACCAGAGUAUCUCGACCCAAAUCUGAUCGUCGAUGAAGAUCUCAAGAAACGGUUGGUUGAAGGCGGCAUGGAUGAUCUCCUCGCCACGCAUUUCGCCCAUCUCUUCAUCCGAGACCCCAUCGUCGUCUUCGCGGAGGAUCUUGAGGAGCUCGACCUUACCAAAGCCGAUCACUUCGAAAACCUUCAGUCCACCAACUGGCAGCACAUGCGCUUCAAGCCUCCGCCGCCAGGCUCCGAUACGGGCUGGCGAGUCGAGUUCCGCCCGAUGGAGAUCCAGAUCACCGACUUCGAGAAUGCCGCCUUCUCCAUCUUCAUCGUGCUCAUCACCCGCGCGAUCCUCUCCUACGACCUCAACUUCUACAUUCCCAUCACCAAGGUGUCGGAGAACAUGGAGACAGCACACAUCCGGGACGCCGUUUCGACGCAGAAAUUCCACUUCCGCAAGAACCCCUUCUCUUCGCGACCGGUGCCCGCAUCUCAAAGGUCCACAAACGCCAGCGGAACCGCCACCCCCCAGGACGAAACCACAACCAACAACCACGCAUCGACGCCAUCUCGACCCGGCACGCCCCUCGGCCCCGUCGACGACGAAUACGAACUCAUGACCGUCAACGACAUCAUCAACGGGCAGCCGGACGGCGGGUUCCCGGGGCUGAUCCCCCUGGUGGAGAACUACCUCAACAGCAUGAACGUCGACGUCGAGACGCGGUGCGACCUCGCACGCUACCUCGACCUGAUCCGCAAGCGCGCCGACGGCACGCUCUGGACCGCCGCGAAGUGGAUCCGGCAUUUCGUCCAGACGCACGACAAGUAUGCGAAGGACAGCGUCGUUGGCGAGGACAUCACGUUCGAUCUUGUCAAGGCGGCCGAGAGGAUCACGAAGGAGGAAGGUAGAGACGGUUUCGGGGUGGAGAUGCUAGGGAGGAGGAGGUAGAUCUCCCCUUAUCUCCUCGGUCACUCGACGAUUCUCAUCAAACCUUAUCUCCUUUGUCCCCAUUGACGUCGGUGGUAUGUUUUCAAUGCAUAAGGGGGGCGGGCUUUUCAACACCAUAAGAAGUGCAGUGCAUGGGUGCAUAUAUACGUAAAUAGAUCGAAGGAAGUAUGUGGCCCGGAGUAGUGUCUGGCCGACAGGUACACGACGACAACAUAAGUUUCCGUGGAGAUGAUAAUGUAG